CUUUUAAGAUCAGCUGAAUUCGGUUGCAUUGUCUGAUUCAAACGAAAAUUUAAUUCUAAUUUGGUUGUGUGUUCAGCCAUCAAAUGUAUUUUUAAUUCGCAAUGUUCAUUAAAAGUAUAACCAUCGAUGGUUUCAAAACAUAUGGUAAACGAACAGAAAUCAAUGGAUUAGACCAAUCUUUUAAUGCAAUUACUGGUUUAAAUGGAUCUGGUAAAUCAAAUCUGUUGGAUUCCAUUUGUUUUGUUCUUGGUCUUGCCAAUCCAAGUUUGGCCCGUGUCGCCCAUUUAAGAGAAUUGAUUUACAAAAAUGGUCAAACAGGUCUUACCAAGGCUAGUGUUUCCAUCACUUUUAACAAUUCCAACAAACGACAGUCACCUCCAGGCUACGAAAAUUAUGAUGAAGUUACUAUAAGACGUGAGGUCACAAUGGAAAAUCGAACUAGAUACUUCAUCAAUGGUUUCACUGCUCAAAACAACCAAGUUUUAGAUUUAUUUCAGAGUGUCUCUUUGAAUAUCAGUAAUCCUCAUUUUCUUAUUAUGCAAGGAAGAAUAACGAAGGUUCUUAACAUGAAGCCACAUGAAAUUUUAUCUAUGGUUGAAGAAGCAACUGGUUUAAGUUUGUACGAAUCUAAAAAGAGAACAACUCAAGCGACUUUAGUCAAAAAAGACUUAGCCUUAAACAACAUCGAUAUUUUAAUCAAUGAAACUAUUUUAACCAAAUUGGAUCAAUUAACUAAGGAGCAAUCGAGUCUUUUAGCAUAUCAAAAAGUUUGUAUUGAUUUGGAAAACUUGAAAAAAAUUCAUACAGCUUGGACUUACACAAGCUUGUCUAAUCUUUCGCAACAAACGGAUGCCAGGAUCAAAGAUCAACAAAAAGUGAUUAGUGAUGCAGAAGAAAAGAUCAUUGUCAUCAACGAAUCUGUCAGCAAAAUUCAAGAUCAAAUAAGGCAAAGCCAGAAAGAUUCAGUUUUCCGACCGAAACUUGCAGCUUUAGAGGAGGAACUUAAACAAGUACAGAUGGAAGAAACGAAAGUUAUGAGUGUUAUGAAUCUGAAAAAAGAUAACCUCAAUGAAGUUUUGAAAACAAAAAAUAACUUGGUUAAACAAAUAAAAGAAGAAUCGAAGGUCAAGUCAGCCAAAGAAAAAGAAUUCGACAAGUUGAACCAAGCUUUCAGUGAGUUCGAAGAAGCAAGAAAAAACGAUGAAGUUGCUCUAGAGCAAGCCCAAAAAGAUUUAGAAACAAUUGUUUCUGGUGCUAGUCGAGGAGAUGAUGGAGAAGCAGCUGCCACCCUUGCGGACCAACUCAUGCAAACUAAACGUGAAAUCGCAAAUUUGGAUACAGAGACAGCUAAAGCUAAAAUGAAAGUAAAACAUUGCAAAGAUGAAUUGGUGAAGAAGGAAAGUGAAGCAUCAAAGAAAAAAGGAAACUAUGAAAAUGAUGUGAAAUUAGUUGAACGUAUGGAAAAUGAAGCUGCCAGAUUGAAACGUGAUUUAGAUGCAAUUGGCUUUGAUGAACAAUCAAGUGAAAGUAUGAUGUCUGAAAGAGAAAAUUUACGGAAGGAAUACGAUCAAUUGAGAUAUGAUGUCAAUUCUCUCGAAAACAAACUUCCUCAAAUUCAUUUUAAUUAUCGAAAACCAACUCCAGAUUUUGAUCAUUCUAGAGUUAAAGGUCCUGUUUGCACUCUAUUUAAGGUUAAAGACCCACGAAAUUAUACAGCUCUUGAAGUUGCCGCUAGUGGUCGAUUGUAUAAUAUUAUAGUUGCUGAUGAAGAGACUGCCAAGUUAAUCUUAGAGAAAGGUAGACCCGAAAAACGGUGCACACUUUUACCCUUGGAUAAGAUUCGUGGACGUGAAAUCGAUCCAAGAGUAUUAAAAAAUGCUCAAUCAAUUGUUGGAAGAGACAAUGUUUUUCCGGCAUUGGAUUUGAUUGAAUUUGAUCCAUCAUUGACGGAAGCGAUGAAAUAUGUUUUCGGUGAUACUAUGAUCUGUCCAAAUAUGGAUUGUGCCAAGAAAGUUACCUUUGCUAGAAACGUUGCUACUAGAACUGUCACCCUGGACGGAGAAGUUUUUGAUCCAUCUGGUACUCUUACUGGUGGUGCUAUUGGAGGUAAAGGAGCUGUUCUCUCCAGUAUCGAUCAACUCAUGAAAAGAAAAUCAACCUUUUCUAGAGUAAAGUCAACAUUGAUGGAAAUAGAACGAAAACUUGAUUCUAUGCACGCCUCCAAACAGCAAUAUACUCAAUUGAAACAACAAUAUGAUUUGCGAUCUCAUGAGAUCGAAUUGUUAAAGGAUAGACUUAAAUCAACAAACCAACACCUUCUCUUGGAAGAAAUUGAAAAUUUGAAGCAAACAAUUGCUGAAAAUGAACAAUCUUUACAAGAUAUGGUCGAUAGAAAAAAGACAGCAGAAAAAAAGGUUAAAGAACUUGAAAGUAAAAUGAAAAAUACUGCUUCUAUUCGUGAAAGAGAACUACAAGAAGCUGAAAAGGCAUUGGAAAAGGCGAAAAAGAAUUUCGAAAAGACGAAAAAAGCUGCUUCGGAAAGAGAACAAGCCGUUUCUUUUCUUAAAAUGGAGAUUGACGAAUUGAAGAAGUCUUUGGAUAACUAUGCACAACAAUUAACUGAAGUUGAUUCUAAAAUUGAAGCUCAAAAGGCCGAGGUUGACGAGGCUUCAAAGGCUGUCGAUGAAGCUAAAGAAGUUGUUGAUGGAGUUCAAGAAGAAAUAAAGAAACUCAAACGCCUUAUCAAUGAGCAUAGCUCCGAGAUUGCAAGAUUGACGAAACAAAAAGAAAAUCUUGUUCGUGAAGCUGAAGAAAUGAAAUUAUCCAUUAAAAAGCAUCAACAUGAAAUAUCACAAAUUGAAAAUGAAGGUAAAGAUGCCUCCAAGAGUAUCCAACAACUAUUGAAAAAGUUCACUUGGAUCAAUGAAGAGAAACAUUUGUUUGGUGAAGAAUCUGCUGGUUAUGGAUUCAAAAGAGCUGAUUUCAACCCUGAAGAGCUUGAGGAUCGUAUAAAAAGAUUACAAGAUGAUAAAAAUAAACUGUCCAAAACCGUCAACAUGAGAGCCAACAUUAUGCUCGGUGAUAAAGAAAAGGAAGCUGAAGAAUUGAAUAAGAAACGUCAAAUUAUUGAAAAUGAUAAGAAAAAGCUUUUGGUUUAUAUGGAAGAUGUUGACAAGAAAAAGAAAGAUGCCCUUAAAGACGCAUGGGAAAAGAUAAACAAAGAUUUUGGAAAUAUUUUCACUACUCUUUUACCUGGUGCCAAUGCCAAAUUAAUGCCUCCUGAAGGUAAAACCAUCAUGGAAGGCCUUGAAGUUAAAGUAGCAUUUGGUGAUGUUUGGAAAGAAUCAUUAACUGAACUUAGUGGUGGUCAAAGGUCAUUGGUUGCAUUAUCACUCAUUCUCGCUCUUUUACUGUAUAAUCCCGCACCAAUAUACAUUUUGGACGAAGUUGAUGCAGCUCUUGACCAAAGUCACACAACUAAUAUUGGAACCAUGAUAAAAAAACAUUUCACAAACUCUCAGUUUAUCAUUGUAUCGUUGAAAGAUGACAUGUUUAACAAUGCCAAUGUUCUGUUCAGAACUAAAUUUGUUGAUGGCUGCUCAACGGUUACUCGUUUCGCUAAAGGUGAUCGCUAAUAAUUAUUAACCGGUAACAACCAAGAAUUAAUAGCCAAUUUAUUAUCUGUUUUCUCAUGUAACAUUCAUUAUUGCAUCUCUUCAUUUGUAUCAGUCUGUAUUUAUCAUCUAAUCUAAAUCAUGUGAACAAUAAUCCAUCUAAUUAUUUUUAUUGAUAAAUUUACCCUUACAA
Molecule: messenger RNA, 3807 nt
Organism: Tetranychus urticae (two-spotted spider mite)
Lineage: Eukaryota; Metazoa; Arthropoda; Arachnida; Trombidiformes; Tetranychidae
Gene: SMC2
Product: structural maintenance of chromosomes 2
Biological process (GO): chromosome organization
Cellular component (GO): chromosome
Molecular function (GO): protein binding; ATP binding; ATP hydrolysis activity
Source: RefSeq, a predicted model, not a curated record